This is a messenger RNA of Glycine soja, 1370 nucleotides long. Its product is annotated as fructokinase-2-like. The transcript is spliced from 4 exons. Gene Ontology annotation, molecular function: fructokinase activity. The record is from RefSeq and is a predicted model, not a curated record. NCBI's taxonomy places the organism in Eukaryota, Viridiplantae, Streptophyta, Magnoliopsida, Fabales, Fabaceae. Gene Ontology annotation, biological process: fructose metabolic process. Bases 125 to 1120 code for a protein of 331 amino acids. Gene Ontology annotation, cellular component: cytosol.
AAUUGAUUGAUUUUCUUAACCUUCUUCUCACACUCUAUACAAACUCUCGUAGCAUUUCGGCAUCCAAACUAACUCUCUCAUCUUCUACAGCAUUCUUCUGCAAUUCAAAUCAAAUUUUCAAACCAUGGCUUCCUCCACCAACGCUCUUCCUCCCACCGGCAACGGCCUCAUCGUGAGCUUCGGCGAGAUGCUCAUCGAUUUCGUCCCCACCGUCUCCGGCGUGUCCCUUGCGGAGGCUCCGGGCUUCCUCAAGGCCCCCGGCGGCGCCCCCGCCAACGUCGCCAUCGCCGUCGCGAGGCUCGGCGGAAAGGCGGCGUUCGUCGGAAAGCUCGGCGACGACGAGUUCGGGCACAUGCUGGCUGGAAUCCUGAAGGAGAACGACGUGCGAUCCGACGGGAUCAACUUCGACCAGGGCGCGCGCACCGCGCUGGCGUUCGUGACCCUACGCGCCGACGGAGAGCGUGAGUUCAUGUUCUACAGAAACCCCAGCGCCGACAUGCUCCUCACGCCCGAAGAUCUCAAUCUCGAACUCAUCAGAUCUGCAAAAGUAUUCCAUUAUGGAUCGAUAAGCUUGAUCGUGGAGCCAUGCAGAUCAGCACACCUGAAGGCAAUGGAAGUUGCCAGGGAAGCAGGAUGCUUGCUCUCUUAUGACCCAAACCUGCGGCUACCCUUGUGGCCCUCCGCCGAGGAAGCACGUCAGCAAAUACUCAGCAUAUGGGACAAGGCUGAUGUAAUCAAGGUCAGUGAUGUGGAACUGGAAUUCCUAACCGGAAGUGACAAAAUUGAUGAUGCAUCUGCUCUCUCCCUGUGGCACCCCAAUUUGAAGUUGCUCCUUGUCACUCUUGGCGAACAUGGCUCUAGAUACUAUACCAAGAAUUUCCAUGGAUCAGUGGAGGCUUUUCAUGUCAGCACGGUCGACACAACUGGCGCUGGUGAUUCCUUUGUUGGUGCUCUAUUAAGCAAGAUUGUCGAUGAUCAAUCCGUACUUGAAGAUGAAGCAAGGUUAAGGGAAGUACUCAAGUUUGCAAAUGCGUGUGGAGCAAUUACAACUACUAAAAAGGGAGCAAUUCCUGCUCUUCCCACAGAGGCUGAUGCCCUCAACCUGAUCAAAGAGGCAUAGAAAUUUAAUGCUAGUAGCUUUUGGUUUUCUUUAUAUAUAUGUCUUCAUCCUUUUCCUUUCGCGUUGGACUUGCUUGCUAUCAACUUCAGAUGGAUUUUGUUUCUUGGUUUUCUUUGUUUUAUUUACCCCUCAUUCUGCAUUAACGGUAAUAUCAUAUGAUUUGGGGUUUUGCCAAAUGAUUUCUUUCAAAUUCUGAGAUUGAGAUUAUUGGUUGAAUGAAAAUUUGAGUCCUUAUCAGGUCGGUCCACAA